Molecule: messenger RNA, 1877 nt
Organism: Aspergillus sclerotioniger CBS 115572
Lineage: Eukaryota; Fungi; Ascomycota; Eurotiomycetes; Eurotiales; Aspergillaceae
Exons: 4
Coding region: 81-1877 (598 amino acids)
Biological process (GO): regulation of DNA-templated transcription
Cellular component (GO): nucleus
Molecular function (GO): DNA-binding transcription factor activity, RNA polymerase II-specific; zinc ion binding; transcription cis-regulatory region binding
Source: RefSeq, a predicted model, not a curated record
CUCAGCAAUCGGGCGCGGGUUGACCACUUCACCCGUUCCCUCCGUUCCCUCCCCACGUCUCCACCUCCUUAUGCAACAUCAUGAACGCCACAACAUCUGCAGUCAAGAGAAGGGCCUGUGUGGCUUGCACGAAUGCCAAGGCAAAAUGCACUCCACACGGUGUCAACCUAUGCCAGCGAUGCGCUCGUUUAGGCAAGUCAUGCACGUACCUUGAUCUUCCCCAGACGAAGCGUAAGCACAAACAAAAGACCGACUCGAGCCGUGUGGAGGUCUUAGAGAAAAAGGUCGACCAGCUGAUGUCGCAGCUGGCUGCCUUGGCCCAACAGAACGGACAAACAUCACCUGAUACUUCUUAUCCUCCCACCACCACCAACUCGGGCUUAUCUCGCACCCCCGAACCAGAACCGACAGACAUUGCCGCGAUGCUAGACGCAGCCAAAGAUCCGUCCCAUGGAAUCAACCCACCAACCAGUUCUGGCCUAGAAGGCCAUCCGUCCAUCGUAGAUCGGGGUCUUUUGAGCGAAGCCGAGGCCGAACGUUUACUUACGACCUUCCAGCUUCAUUUCCUGCCCAAGUUCCCGUUCGUAUUGCUUGCGCACGGCGAGACAGCCGCUCGCCUUAAGGACCGAGAACCAUUUCUCUUUUUGUGCAUCGUGGCUGCGACCAUGGAGAGUUCGCAUCCUCUGCGCAGAACUGUCAGCGAGGAGAUUAUGAAGCACGUUACAUUGAGAGUCGUGGAACGGUCUGAGAGGAAUCUCGAGCUGCUUCGGGGUCUGUUGGUUUACAGUGCAUGGUACUCAUAUCCCGCCGAGAGAUGUCAUCCGCGACUUUUGCUGCUGAUUCAGUUUUGUGUUUCCAUUAUGUAUGAUUUGGGGCUUCAUAGGAAGACUGGUCUUGGUUCUGAUGAGCAGCGGGCGCUGCUCGGUGCUUAUUGGUUGUCGGUUGGGCUCAAUGGCACACUUGGCCGCCCGAAUGUCAUGAAGCAUGAUGGUCGGAUUAAUGAGUGUGUUGCUAGUCUGGCAUCUACUCAGUAUCUGUCAGAUCGGUGGAUUGCGCCAUUCAUUUACCUGCAGUUGUUCUUGGCAACCAUUGAUGAAGCUUAUGCUUCGAUACAAGCAAGCGGUGGAAGAGUGCUGGUUCAGGUGACGCGUGGCUCUCUACAGCGGGAAUUUGAUGGCGUGAAGGCACGUGUAGAAAAAGAUCUCACAAACUGCCCUUUAUCCAUUGACAUUAACCAACCAAUAGCAAAUGCACUAUGGACCGAAAUCAAAUAUGCAGAAAUACGACUCGAGGAACUCUCUCUCCGGGAAGAUCUCUGGAUCACAGAGCCAUCUAGCCCCGUCCGAACCACCAUGCUAAUGGGCAUAAUCCAACGCAGCAAGGAACUCAUCCACAUGGUCCGAAGUCUACCCGCAUCAGAGAUCGCCCAAAUAACAAUAAUGACAAGCGCUCGGAUCUGUGCCGCAGUAGGCUACAUGCCCACUGCAACAUUAGCCCUUCUCAAUCUCGUCCCUAACCUCACCGAUUCUAUCAUAGAGUCCCAGAUCCCCGCCAUCGACACAACAGAAUACCCCAGACUUGUCAUAGACCUCGCCACCGCGCUAGAAACAAGAGUCGAAGGCAUGUCAGCUGCAGACAAAGAGAUGGAUAUCGUGGGCAGUCUGUGUUCUAAAAUGCGGCUGCUGGCACGUUGCUAUCCCUAUCAGAUUAGGGCGACUAUGCCGUCCCACGACGCAAGACAGGAUACCACCAUGAUGGCGGUUGACGCUAAUGAGGUUACUAUGGCACCAUCGAUGUAUGGCGAUUUGGGCGAUAUGUUUCCGGUUGAUGAUAUUCAGUGGGAUGCUUUGUUGAGUAAUUUUACGGUGUUCAAUUGA